AUUAUUUAAUCAGACUUUGGCGCUUGCUCGAAUUCGCGCAAUGUCAAACUGUAAAUGUCAAAGAAAUUUUAAAAGUCGUUCACAAAAAUUCAACCUUGCUAAAUAUCCAAAAACGGGAAGAUUAUAAACACUCAACACAUCCGUGCAUUACAUUAGUAACCCGCCCAUUAUGGAAAAUGAAGAUAGUGAAACGGCCGACAGUGAGGAGGUCAAGUCACGGGCCGUUGUGAAGUAUUCCGUUCCAAAACCGGCCCAAUUCAUUCGAUUAAAAUGUAACACCGACUUAAACCUACCCCCUUCAAAUUGGUUGAGUAGUUCGGCCGAUUCUUACGGCUUACAGCACGUUCUCUACCACCAGAAGGGAUUUUCAAGUUUCAGAAUGGCCCACAUGUUCCCUGACUGUGUGGGAGAAGUAGAUGUGGUUUCGGAUGCGGAAAACAUAAAAAACCUGCUUAAAAUACCCUACUGCAAAAACCACAUCAGUAUGAUGGUUCACAGAGUUGAAAACACUCUCCUACUUGAUGAUUUUGAUAUUUACAAACAUUUAUUGAGAACCUCCGAAACUGAAUGGAAGUGGCUCAAAGAGUUCUUUUUCGAAAAUGUCAACCAUGAGACUUACGAAGAGGACAAGAAUAUGUACAUUAAAAAUCGAAGACGGGAAACCUUACAACAGAAAAGUCUAGUUUCGAAAUUUCUGUAUCAUAGUUUGGCCGAAGGUGAUACUAAUGAAAAUACGUGUUAUGAGGACCCGAAAACCCUUCCUGUACCUUUACACGGACCCCAAUUGCCUGAACCUGUCUCCGCAACACCCGAUCCCAAGCCCUUUGAUCACAAUUACAACAGAAAUGUUGUUUGGACUUUUGAGGACAUUGAAAUGUUAAUAGGUACGGAUUUACCGAUAUUCGGUGGUGGCACCCACCCUUGCAUCUCACUCCGUCUUCGAGACGUCAGUAAACCAAUCAACGUGCUAACAGGCAUCGAUUAUUGGCUAGACAAUUUAAUGUCAAACGUUCCCGAAGUCGUAAUGUGUUACCACUUGAACGGCAUCGUCCAAAAAUACGAACUUAUCAAAACCGAAGACUUACCCCGCUUAGAUAAUUCAAAAUUUUCCCCUAAAUUAAUUCGAGACGUUGCUCAAAGCAUUUUAUCGUUUCUUAAGUCAAACGCGACCAAAGCCGGCCACACUUAUUGGCUAUUCAAGGGAAAAGACGAAGAGGUUGUGAAAUUAUACGACUUGACCUCACUUUGCUCAGAGAAAGAUGUGGAAAAUGGUCAAAAUCCCUUCACUAUACCUGUGGGUAUGUUAUUAUACCGAGUAGCGCGUAAUAUGAAACAUACAUCGGAUCGGCAACCCGGAACAAUCCGGAUGUUGCUUAAAAACUGUGUUAAGUUGCUACCGGAGGAAAAAUACCCAGAAGUGGUCACGUCCUCGCACUAUAUGUUGGCCGAUUUGUACGUCCCGGCAGGGACCAAUCCCGAAGCGCCUGGUUUAGAGCAGGAAGUGGACGAAAAUGAUGAGUUUGACGAUGACGAUUUGAUCGACGAUAAAGACGAUAAAGCUACGAAAAUUCUCGUCUUGGAUCAGAGUGAUUCUAGGGAGAAAUUUGUUAAUUAUUACAAGUCGCCACCGCCGAUUACGGGAACUGUGGAAGAGCGGUGUCUACAAGCUGUACAGCAUGUGGCAACCGGGCUUAAUUGCUUGCAAUACUUCCAACAACACCAAACUAGUGCUAGUGGUAAAAAAACAGCCGAAGAGGAGGAAGUUCCUGUUGCCAAGCCUUUUGAACCGAUUCCAAUGCCGUACGGGAAGCUUGAUUCAAAUGAUGGUCAAAAGAAACAAAAAAAGAAAGACAAAAAAAAGAAGAACGAGAAAAAGAGUGAAAAUGCCCUACUUUUGAAAAACAACACUCAGCCUUUGCCGACUUGGCAAAACGGGACGGGAAAUAUCUCAUGGAAGGACCAUCUCAAGACUUUACUUUAUGAAAAAGCGGUCUUGGUUUAUGCAAUUUUGUCGGAACAACAUUUCGGUGGCCGAAAUUACGGUAACAGUUUGAGGACGAUUGGUUUGUUGGCUAGAUGUCAGUUGGUGAUGAACCGCCUCCUUUACAAUUCCAACGCCUUGAAGGAGAAUUGUUUGCUGGGCAGAGCCGGCGAUUGUUGCAUUAUGAUGAUCCAAAACUGGGAUAAAGUCGAUAGUUACCGCCAGCAAUUCCAAAACAAUUCCGAGGAAGAUUUAAAAUUGAUGGAACAGCUCGAAAAAGACGAGCAAUUGUACAACAUCCACAUCGGCGAGUCGAACAUGAAGUGCGUUUUCAUUUACGAUAUUCGCACAAUCGAGCAAAUUCUUCUCAAAGGUGUGGAGUGUUACGAAGUGGCGUUAAAAUCAAGCGAAAAUGAUAGUAUUUUACGGCGGUUGGGUAACGGUUUAAAUGAAGUCGCCUCGUUUUAUUUGAAUAAAGCCAAGUCGGCUAAAACGAGCGAUCUUACUGUGGAAAUGUGCAAAAAAGCUGAACCGUACUUAACGAGAGGUUUGAUUGUUUUCGAAAAGGUUAAAGAUGAGGCGAAUGUUGCACUUUUGUACACAAAUAUGGGUCACAUGCAUCGACUUUUAGCACAUGCUAAUACGCCGGAAAACCGGGGCGAGUUGAGUCAAAAAGAAAAGUUGCACUAUAAUAAGGCAUUUAUUAAUUAUAAGAAGGCGUUGCAAGUUUUGGGGGAUCGGAAACACUGUCCUGGGAUUUGGGAUGCUGUUAGGUGGGAGCUCUCGACUGCGUUUUUCAAUAUGGGGACGAUUAUGCACGAAAAUCCGCCCUCUAAUAUCUCGAAAGCCGAGGCGGAAAAGGAGGUGAUUGAAGUGUUGCAAAAAGCGCUCCUUUAUUGCGACUUUGACGAAGCAAAUCCCAAGUAUCCGCUGUAUCAAUACCGCGCAGCGAUGAUUCAUUAUCGGAUUGGUUGUCUUUAUCACAGUCACAUCUGGACGGCUGAAUCCGAUUCGACAAACAGAAAAAACAUUAUACAAUUAGCGAAGAUUAAUUACGAGAAAGCUUCCAAAUAUUAUCUCCUCGCUUCGGAUGCAAUUAGUUACUUUACGUCGCAAAUGCAAAGAGUGGCACUGUUUGAGUAUCUCGGAGAUACUGCUAAUGCGCCGAAUAUCAAGAUUAAACAUCUGCAGUACUGUUUGAGUGUGUUUAUUGAGAUCAAUGAUAUGGUUAAGCUUGUGGUUGAGAAGAAAGUCGAGGUGCCGGAGGAUUCAGAUGGGGAGAAAGAAGGCUUUAAAAGUUGUUACGCUUUGCUGAAUCUCAUAAAGCAACGAUUACAACACGUACUUAAAAUGCUGGUCAAGUUAUGUUUGACCAAACCUCCAGUUAACAAAGACUGUCCGAAAUUAGGGGAAGUUUACAAAAGUUGUUACAUGGUAACGUUUGACUUGAAAGAUGGAGUCACACGUGAUGAGUUUGUGGAAAAAUUGCACAUUGUUCUUACACAAAUUUGCGACAAGAUCGCCGAGUUUAACAAAACUUUGGAUUAACUGACCCUGUAUUUUAUUUUUCGUUAUGAUUGUUAAGUCCAAACUUGUUUAAAUAUUGAAGUGAUUGCGGAAAAAUCCAAUCAGCUUCGGUAUUAGAAUAAAUACUUGUUUUUGUACCUGUUGCGUGUACGUUAAGUUGGUCAGUCGUUUUUGUAUUGUUUUUUUUUACCAUUCCUGUCUCAUAUUUUAGCGAGACUUUAUUGCAUUAUUGCGUUGCUCGAAACGUCAGUGAAUAUGUGAUCUAAUCAAACUCGUGGUUGAUUCAAUCUACUUUUCUGUGAUAGGUCAGUGUAUUCUAUAAUAAACUAUUUUUAUGCGUU
Molecule: messenger RNA, 3849 nt
Organism: Tribolium castaneum (red flour beetle)
Lineage: Eukaryota; Metazoa; Arthropoda; Insecta; Coleoptera; Tenebrionidae
Exons: 6
Coding region: 170-3529 (1119 amino acids)
Biological process (GO): positive regulation of DNA-templated transcription
Source: RefSeq, a predicted model, not a curated record